Messenger RNA from Triticum aestivum (bread wheat), 513 nucleotides. RefSeq lists its product as uncharacterized. Bases 124 to 471 code for a protein of 115 amino acids. The record is from RefSeq and is a predicted model, not a curated record. The transcript is spliced from 2 exons. NCBI's taxonomy places the organism in Eukaryota, Viridiplantae, Streptophyta, Magnoliopsida, Poales, Poaceae.
GCCAGGCCCCGGGGAUGUAGCCAUAUCGGUGAACCUCAUUAACAAAUCUCGGUGUCGUGUUCGUGUGAUUGCUUGGUCCUCGGAUAAUCGACGGUAUGCCUCGGAAUUAUUCUAACAGAUUCGAUGAGGAAGAUUUUCAGAAGCAGCUUCUACCGGUCCAAGCAACCCGAGCCGCUGCCGGAGGAGGAAUCGGCAGCGGGGGAGUACGUGGAUCUCGAGGAUGGCCAAGGCAAGCAUGUCAAGACGCCUGGAUGCGGCGGUGGCGGCUCCAGUGACUCGCUCGCCCUCGGUCGGGGCAUCUGCUACAUACUGCUGGGCUGCGCCUUGCUGGGCUGCUCCUACCUCAUGCCCAAACCGGCGCAGGACAGCCACUUCGCAGCCAUGAUCGGCGUCUUGUACCUCGCCAUUGAAGCUGCCGCUCUGGCACUCUACACUUGCACCUCGAGGUGGCGGUCGUCGGAUUCUGAUUGAGUUUGUUCCUUCUUUACUUGCUACAUGGAAUCAUGGUCUCCA